AUGCCUCACAAACACAGAAGAAAGGAUGCUAAUGCCGAAGACUUCAACUUGCCCCCGACGGCCGUCGCAAAGGCUCUGCCUGUAGGAAAGAAUGCUCAGACUGUCUUCACAUCCGACGGCAAGAAGAAGAGGAAGACCGAGAAGAAUGUAUACAAAUUCGACGACACACCAAAGGCGUUCGCGCGCUUGAUGCAACGCCAGCAACCGAAAUCUACACCCGAUGAUGGCGAGUNNCCAAGACUGCUACCAAAAAGCGCAAGCGCCAGGAAGACAUUAAGGAAAAGGCCAAAGCAAAAACAANUGGAAAUGCCCAAGAUUCAACCAGGCGAAAAGAUCCGAGACUUCAAUGCUCGCGUAGACCAAAUGUUGCCAGUGACUGGUCUGGCGCGGAAGGGCAACCAAGGCUUAGCACCUGGCGAGAAGGUCACACGGACAANNAAAACUGAGAAGAGAAUGCACAAAAUGUAUGACGAGUGGAGAAAAGAGGAUCAGCGCAUCAAGGACAAGGCCGAGGAAGAACGAGAGAAGCGUGAGGAAGAGGAGGAGGAACGUAAUGCGUUAUACGGCGAAGACUCGAGCGUGCCCAUUCUGUCCGGCAAGAAGCGCCAAAGGAUGAUUGGCGAAUCGAAAGACGACGACGACAUUUGGGCUGUCCUCAAGACGAAACGAGACAAACCCAAAGGCCUCCAUGAUGUGGCACAGGCUCCUCCUGAGUUUACUGUCAUACCCAGGGAGAAAUUCAAGGUCAAGAACGGAGCUAGAGCAGAUGUGGCCGAUGUGCCGAAUGCUGCUGGUAGUUUGGCAAGGAGAGAAGAACUUGGCGCAGAGAGAAAGAACAUCAUCGAGCAAUACCGUGCUCUGAUGAGAAAGGCAUCUGGAGAGUAG
Molecule: messenger RNA, 885 nt
Organism: Aureobasidium musti
Lineage: Eukaryota; Fungi; Ascomycota; Dothideomycetes; Dothideales; Saccotheciaceae
Source: the annotation of a GenBank genome assembly